AUGGACCCUGAAAAUGCUGAUUUUCAAAGGAAAGUGGCGGUCCCGACCGAAUGUUUGGUAUUCGGUGAGCCACGAAAGGUUCGCGGGCUGAGAGAUCGACGGUGCACUGUUCAACCAGCUUUGAAGCUCCCCGCUCGGACUUCAAACUACGAUCAAUUUUCAAACCACUUAUCGCGCGUACGCCGUAAAGCGGCCAGUACGUUCGACUGGGAACUAAGAGAUGAACUUCCGGUAACUGUAAUUGUUGGAAAUUACUUGGCAAAUGGGUUGAGAGCGGGAGCCACGCAAUGUGAGGUACUCAACAUUGUCUAG
This is a messenger RNA of Botrytis fragariae, 312 nucleotides long. RefSeq lists its product as uncharacterized. The record is from RefSeq and is a predicted model, not a curated record. The transcript is spliced from 2 exons. The coding region runs from base 1 to 312 and encodes 103 amino acids. Lineage: Eukaryota; Fungi; Ascomycota; Leotiomycetes; Helotiales; Sclerotiniaceae.